CGUAUUCCUGUAUUCCCCGAGCAAGGUAGGGGAUGCAGUUUCCUGGCUUCAGAAAUCUGAAGAUGUGCAAAAACUAAAACAGGAACUAAAACAAAACAUUGCUGCAAUAACCAUGCUGGAUAUUUGAUGUGCUCACCUCUGAUGAUGUGCUGCCCCUCUAAGAAUAGCAUUGCUUCACAUCUUGGUAUGACUCUUGUUUUUUGGCGUUUCUCAGUAUCUAUAUCCUAUCCUUUAUUUUAAAAUAUUACAUAUAAGCACUCCUAACUAAAGAGCAGAUAGAAAACUAUUUUAUAGUUUAACAUUCAGUUACAAACCUCGACUUUAUCUAUUUGAUCCUUUCAUCCAACAACACACCUACAAUAUAAAACUAUCUUCGGAGAUUUAUUUUUCUAUACCAUCAGUAUUUCCAACUUAUUUAUCAGAAAAACAGCUCAUUCUUGUCCAAAUAGUAUUUUUGCUUCAUUUCUGCUACUAUGAAUUAUAUAAAAUAAAGAAACGUGUCCUUAACUUCCAUUUGGAGUGAUGAUGAGUUGAUAUUCAGUACCUUUUUUAAAGUCUUUUCUCUUGAAGAUCUUUUAAAAAUAUGUCCCUGACUGCAGACAAAGCAUAUAUGUAGCCAAAUUGCAGAGCAUAAUGACAACAACGACCCCAAAGGGACUUUUGAUCCACCUGCCCCCACCAAGGAGCCUUAACUCUUCACCUUAGACCCUUGACUCCUUAAUGAGAGAGGUCAGACAGUGGUUGGAUUUGUCCUGAAUAAGCCUCUUCUGUCUUAAUGGAGGGCCAUCUCUAAUACUGAUUGUCCUCGUCCAUUAACUCCUUAGUGGCAGAUCAGAUUUGUCAGCGACUGUGUCAGCGUUCUCUUCAACGAACACACACACACACACACACACACACACACACACACACACACACGCAGAAACACACCCACAUAAAUGGAAGAUUGAUGAGUAAUACUAUAGUUAUGUGGCGAAACAGGUUUUACUGAGACGAGACAUAAUUGGAUACUUGAAAACAAAGAUUAACAAAGUUAUAAAGCUGUUUGAGAGCUUCAAGCUGCUCGAUCUUGUCAGGAACGCCAUUGGUUCAUCAACACACACACACACACACACAGAGCUACACGGUCAAGGGUGCUGAUGAAGAUAGUGUGUCUACAGACACAGACAUUCUGUUAAUCAUGAUAGAACAAAGCAGGCGGAUCCCCUGAUGUCAACGAUAACAAAACACACACGCACGCUGCAAGGACCUGGAACAAUGACACUCCCCCAGCUGUCUAGACCGAGUGUAGGGCUGGCUGGCCUUUGCUGGAGAUCUCGGGGGGGGGGGGAUUAGAGCUCAACACUACACUCACCUGUUCUUUGCUACUUGUUUCUCAAUGUGUUUUUUCACGCAGUGUUGAUGCAAUGUGACAGGCACAGAGGGAGCUGGGUGUAUCAUGAGGUACGGAAACAAGUUAUACAUAGAGUACAGCUGUGGAUGACUUCUUGGUCACAUUGUAGGAAAAACAUGGUGUCAGCAAUAUGGUUGCGAAAUAGUAGUAGGAGCUAGAUUGAUGUGUAACAUUGGCGAAGUUCUCCUUUUAAAGAAACUCAAUCUUUGUAACAUGAAGGGAAAUUAAUUAUUGCACUUUUGGCCAAAGUGGCUGCAGUUCAGCUAAAGGUACACAGUCUCGCCACUUGAGGCCGACUGUAAAAGCGAGUCAAUCCCCCAUGUCAUGCUGUAGCAUGUCGCUUGCUGCUAGCUGUCUGCUACAUCUCCUGGGCCACCUCAGCUCACCAAGAUAUUUUAAAAUCUUAAACCUAAAACUCAGACCAGUUCCACAUCCGCUUUCGUGGCACAGUGUGAACAGUGAGUGUGUCAUACACAGAAACGGAUGACUGAUCGACCGAUGGAGACGCAGAGCUGUGAUAAAUUAACGAAUCAGAGCUGAAGAAAUGCUGGAGAGGGACUCUGCUGAGGAGGACGCGUUUGGGAGAAAUAAGGAGAGUGAAGAUUAUCACAAACGAUAGGGGGAAUCAUUGACAGUGUGGGCACGUAGAAUAAAACUCUCAGUCACUCCCAUACAUAUAUGAAUACAAACACACUGGCAGAGGGGUGUGUUUAUGUGUUUGUAUGCAUGAGAUGACUUGCAGAUAAACUCCUGGAUUUAGUCAAACACACUCUUAGAGCUGACCAUUUUGUCUUCCUGUCAGUUCUAUCACAGAGGAAGUUCCUUUCACUCUCCAUAAUGCUUUUCUACUGCAUCUGUGUUACAGAGGCUUGUUGGAUUUAUCCAUUUCCCUGUUUAUCGGGCCGUGUCUACUCUGUGGCUGUUGUAAUCCAAUCUAGACGAGGUCGCUGCAAGGACACCCCUGGCUUUCCCCUUCUGGGACCUCAUCUACACAGUGACAAUCAUGUUGAAUACAAAACUUGUAUUAAGGACAUGAUUAUGAUAGUCAUAUUUUUCAGCUGGGCUUCUGUGGUAAUAUCUCACCCUGCAAGUAGACUAUUUAAAAGACACACACACAGCACAAAUAUAAGUUACUUUACUAUAUGAGUAUAGUUUCAAUAUUUAGAUGGAUACAGCUCCAUCCGAUGUCCUCAGCGUCAUCUGCUCAGCGAAACAUAUUUCCUCCUCUCACAUCAUUAUAGCUCAGAGUAGUAGGCAAGAAGAUGUCGGCCCUCUUUAACCACAACAUAUAUUAUAAGAGAUAUGGCUGUGGGUGUCAGCAUUGUAAGUAGGAAGCAAGGCUGUAAACGCUCCCCACAGUGAGACUCCCCAUCCCCCAGCCUUUAGUGUCUUGUCUGUGUGCAUUGGUGUCUAGGUGUGUACGAAGUGCACGAAUAAGUGCGUAGGGGAGAACAAAGGAAAGCUGAAUGCCUGACACAGGAAACUUGAGACAUGAGCUGUGCUUCUACACACCAGUGUGCACGUGCCCUUUCACCCCACGGACCUGUGACACCAGUUUAUCGAGGUGGCUGAUAGGCGUGGGGGACACCGGAGGGUGAAACGAUUUCAGUAAACCUGGACCAUUCCUAGGUUUCCUUCGGUGAUUUAGAAUGAUGGCUGAAGCCAAGUCAUCAAGACUUUUUUUAUUUCUUUGUUAUUUUCCCACCUCUCUUCUUCUGCUCUCUUACUGUAUUUCUGUUACCAUUAGUGUGUAUAUAUUUGUGUGUACAGCCCAAGCUGUUGUCUAAGCUAUAAACAGCAGGAAGAAUAUGGCGUGUUUACAUCGGAAAUAGCUUCCUGCAUGUUGCUCAAGGUCUCACUGUGGGUUUGCCGCCCUUCUCGUGACUCCUGCAGGCAUUUGAGGCUUUGUGCCCCUGAUUUUGCCUGAAGGCACCUAGAGACCACCGUCGUCCUCGGUGAUGAUGAGUGAUUCAGGUAGACGUAGUCGCCAGGUCAAAUCAAUGAGAGUAUAUAUCUUGAAUCUUGAAUCUAAUGCUUCCUGUUUCCAUAGUAUCUCUACUCUAGCGUAUAGUGCAGUAAGUGCUUCUUUCCACUACAGCUGCAGCAUUGGUCCAUUGAGGGAAAGGACUUUUUUUUAAAUGUAACCCAAAGCAUUCUUAAAGGGAAAGAUGUACAGGCCAAAUAUGGAGGCUACACUAUCGCUCUCAGCUAGCAACAGUCUCCACGGCGACGGAGUUACCCACAUUUCUGUUGUCCCUCUGUCUUGUUGAUGUGGGAGACGGUUGGGGGGUGAAUGAGUGUGUUUCUGCAGAAUGAGUGUGAACAGGAGACGAAACACUAGCAGGAUGCACAGCAGACAAAGACUGGAAUGCCCCAGACUGUGUGCUCAGGCACCAUGCUCACCACUCCCAGUGGCUUCAGCCCCCAUCUGGCCUGUGCUGAGCCUGGGGAAGAGGAGGAGGCCCCACAGGAGGGCCCGGGGCCUGGUGCUUGCCUGGCUGAUGGGCCCCCGAUCACCUCUGCCUCCCUGGACACCCUGAUUCAUAACCUGGUGCCCACUGCUGAUUACUACCCCGAGAAAGCCUAUGUGUUUACCUUCUUGCUGAGCGCUCGUCUGUUCCUCCCUCCUCCGGAGCUGCUGGCCAGGGUGUGCGAGCUGUGCAUCAAACAGCAGCAGCUGGAUCAGAGCCCACUCGAUACGGCUAAAGUGCGCAAGUUUGGUCCCAAGAUCCUGCAGCUGCUGACGGAGUGGACAGAGACCUUCCCAUCUGACUUCAGGGACGAGAAGAUGGCCGGACACCUGAAGGACAUCAUCCACAGGAUCGCUCCUUGUGAUGAGGCAUACUGGAAAACCCUGAACCAGGUGUUGCAGAAGCUUAGCCAGCGACUGGCCCUGAUGAGCCAGGGGGAAGAGAGCAUCCUCAAGGUCUCCCUUAACGCCUCCUCCAUCUCUGACAAGCUGGUGGCUUUCAAAACGAAGCCCCCGCACAUCCAGAAGGACAUGCUCUCCAUCUGCAACGACCCGUACACACUGGCACAGCAGCUCACCCACGUGGAGCUGGAACAUUUGCGUCAUAUUGGGCCGGAGGAGUUUGUCCAAGCCUUUGCUCAGAAAGACCCACUUGAUGGAACCCAGCCAUGCUUCAGUGACCAGAAGAAGAAAACCUCCAACCUGGAGGCUUAUGUCAGGUGGUUCAACAGACUGUGUUACCUGGUGGCUACUGAAAUCUGCAUGCCAGCGAAGAAGAAGCAGAGGGCCCAGGUGAUAGAGUUCUUCAUUGAUGUUGCUAGGGAAUGUUUCAACAUUGGAAACUUCAACUCCCUUAUGGCCAUCAUCUCCGGUAUGAACAUGAGUCCUGUGUCACGGCUGAAGAAGACUUGGGGCAAAGUCAAGACUGCCAAGUUCUUCAUUCUUGAGCAUCAGAUGGAUCCGACAGGAAACUUUUACAACUACAGGACCGCCCUGAGGGGGGCCGCCCAUCGCUCUCGGACUGCCAACAGCAACAGAGAGAGGAUUGUGAUUCCCUUCUUCAGUCUGCUGAUCAAAGACAUUUACUUCCUGAACGAAGGCUGUGCCAAUCGGCUGCCAAACGGCCACGUCAACUUCGAGAAAUUUGUUGAGUUGGCGCGACAGGUCCGGGAGUUCAUGACAUGGAAACGGGUGGAAUGUCCAUUCGAGGAGGAUCGGGCCAUCCUGCACUACCUCCACACUGCUCCCAUCUUCAGCGAGGAUGGACUCUACCUUGCAUCCUAUGAGAGUGAGAGUCCAGAGAACCAGGUCGAGAAGGACAGAUGGAAAGCACUCAGGUCUAACGUUCUGGGAAAGACAUGAAGCACUGACGGCAGACGACCAGCAAGAGAGCAUGUGUUCUCAUUGGACUGAAAUGAACUGUGAAGUAACCUAGCUGGUACUUAGGUGGUUUUUUUUGUGAAGAAAUUAUGAAAAAUAUGAAACACGAUGAACAGGAUUCAUCAAGAAGAGUGUUAAAAGAAAAAGUUUAAAUGACGAAGAACAAAUCACAAAAAGUGAAUUGAAAAGUUUAAGCUAUGGAAACUGGAGCAAAAUGCCAUCACAGCAUAUUAAUCAUCAGUGAUGAGGUACAGUAUGUCGGCGAGGGAACAGCCUCCCCUUCCCCCUUCCCUCCAUGUGUGUUUACUCUGUGAAGAUAUGUUUACUACUAUAGAGAGUACAGUUACAGGGAAAACCUCUUUAUAUAAUGAAAUUCCUACUGAUUGUCGUUUUUGUAUUUGCUCCGUCUCCCCUUUUUUCUCUCUUUAUCUUCAUUUGACUUGUUUCCCCCUUUUAUGUGGAACGUACUGUAAUGAAACUUACAAUGAUGUGAAGGGCGCUGGCUAGCCCAUAUCAGCUGUCUAAUUUUAUAGGUCUACUGAAGGAUGGCAACUGUGUGUACAUGGGAGGAUAGAGCACAUGCCUUGAGCAUUUUACCGGUUCAUCUCACGUGUACUUUUAUAUGUUUGUGAUCCAGAUAUUCAUACGUUCUUGUGCAUUCGGAUUGUCACGGUCUUGUUUUGCAUGAGAACGACUGGAAAAGCCUGUUUAUUGGUCACCUCUUCUUGUAUUAUAAUUUAUUGGAUCUUAUUUUGGGCGGGGAAUAUGAACUGUUUAAAAAGUGUUUACUACUUUUAAAUGUUUUGUGCCAGUAAUGCGAAACAACUACAGUAUAAGUUAAUAGUCACAAUGGGAGCGAGGCCAGGUGUAGAUUGUAUACAGGUGACAUUUCCCCCAUAUCUUUCUGCUCUUCGGGAAGUUUUCUCUGACUGACAUUCAGUUGUCUGAUUAUAUUUAUGGAGAUUUCUGUGCUGACAGAUGAAUAGUUUUUAUUGUAAAUUUCCUUUACUGAUAAUGAAGUCCAACAGCAUGCUACAACAGGUAUUUUUAAAGGGGCAUUAAGCGUAUCCACCUUGAAAAGAUUACUACUGCGACACAAACUUUGCAGUGAUGAUGCAUUGUGGGAUUCUGUGGAAGGACAAUGGUGAAUUGGAAAGGCUGUAAAGUAAAGAGGGAAACGUGUGCCAUAUGAAUAACUGGUUGUCUGGACAAUUUAGGUUCCUCUGACUUGAAAUGUGUUAUUUAUCGUUUUGUGGGAUUGUCACUGAGCUUUGUUUUUGGCAGUUUCGUUGUGGUUUGGGAGCCAUUGUAAAGGGUGGGUGGCGGGAGAAGAGGAGGGUUAUGGGGAAGUAUGUAACUAUAAGCUUUUAAAAACAGUCAUAUUCAGUUUGCUAUAAUUGAUUGAUGUCAAUGAUUUCUCUUUAGGAGCACCUUUCCCUGUCAGUGACAGACUGACUUUGAUUCUCCCUCCUCAUUUGUCAUCGAUAAACUAGCUUUCCCUGAAACACAUUCCCCAGAUAAGUUAAGACUAAAGCGCCAGAGAUGUGAAGUCCAACCUGCCCUUCAAGAUGAAGACAUGUUUUAAUAAAACAUUGCCUGUGUUGAACAUGUGUUUUCAAUGACAAUUGCAAUAUUUGACAUAGCUCUUUUGAAUGGUGUCAUCACACUGCCAAGUCCCUCUUUGAAUAUUUGGCUUUCACACAUAAAUUGCUGUGUGCAGUUCAAGGACUGGAGUGCAUUCAAUGUUUUUCAAGGUUAUCGAGGCCAAGCAGACACAAUUUCGGACCCAAUAUCACUGCAAAAUGUGUGACUAGCCUUUAAGCCAUUAAUAAAAGUAAACCAUGCUUAGCGUA
Cyclopterus lumpus (lumpfish) is the source of this 7093-nucleotide messenger RNA. Its product is annotated as ras-GEF domain-containing family member 1C-like. Gene Ontology annotation, molecular function: guanyl-nucleotide exchange factor activity. The coding region runs from base 3759 to 5222 and encodes 487 amino acids. Gene Ontology annotation, cellular component: plasma membrane. The transcript is spliced from 14 exons. The record is from RefSeq and is a predicted model, not a curated record. NCBI's taxonomy places the organism in Eukaryota, Metazoa, Chordata, Actinopteri, Perciformes, Cyclopteridae. Gene Ontology annotation, biological process: positive regulation of GTPase activity; Ras protein signal transduction.